ACAGCUGAUCAUAACACAGUUAUAAAAGCCCCACCACCUACAGUGUGUGGUGAUAGGGGACCAGGAGAAGCUGGGAACACCACACACCUCUCCACAGCUGACUGGAGUAAAGUUGAGGAUGGCAGAGUUCGGACUGUAUUCAUACCAGCAGGAAGUGGUGGAAAGGGCUCUGCAGGGAGAGAACGUGAUCAUCUGGCUGCCGACCGGGGGCGGAAAGACACGAGCUGCUGUGUAUGUGGCCAAGAGACACCUGGAGACCACACAGAAUGCCAAGGUGGUGGUUCUGGUCAACAAGGUUCACCUAGUGGACCAACAUUACACCAAAGAGUUCAAGCCUCAUCUGGGCUCCGACUACACCCUGGAGCCAGUGAGUGGAGAGAGCGAGUUGAAGGACCUCUUCGGAAAAGUGGUGCAGGACUCGGACGUGGUCAUCUGCACAGCACAGAUCUUGUACAACGCUCUGACCAACAGCGAGGAAACCAAACAUGUUGAGCUCUCGGAUAUCACCCUACUGAUAGUUGAUGAGUGUCACCACACCCACAAGAAGUCGGUCUACAACCAGAUCAUGAGUUGCUACAUGGAGAAGAAGUUGAAGGGAGAGCGUCCGUUGCCGCAGAUCCUGGGUCUCACUGCAUCGCCAGGGACGGGGGGCGCUAGGAUCCUGGAGAAUGCCGUGGAGCACGUCUUGCAGAUUUGUGCCAACCUGGACUCAUCCAUAGUUUCAACCAAGAACUACGCCCCUGAGUUGAAGAAGAAGGUGCCGAGACCCAGAAAGACAUUUGACAUCGUCGAGAACAGACCUGAGGACCCGUUCGGGGAUGAUCUGAAGAGGAUGAUGCAGAGGAUCGAAGAGCACAUGAACAUACCCGCAGACUUCACACUGAGAGUGUGUGGCACGCAGGAGUACGAGGCAGAUGUGGUGAUUUUAGAGCAGCGAGGGGUAAGAGACGACAACAGACGGCUCGCACAAUGUGCUCUCCACCUCAGACAGUACAACGAUGCCCUGCUCAUCAACGACACCCUGCGUAUGAUGGACGCUUACGACAGCCUGAAGGAGUUCUACAGCUCUAAGUCCAACACAGCAAUCGACAAAACAGACCUCUUCCUGCUGGGAAUUUUCCAAGCGAAACAGGCGGAUUUGAGGAGACUUGCAGGAGAUCCUCGCUACGAGAACCCAAAGAUGGCCAAACUUGAGAGCGUUCUGCUGAAACAGUUCGGUUCGGGUGUGCAGUCAAAGGGGAUCCUCUUCAGCAAAACACGCAAAAGCAUCCACUGCCUGAAUAAUUGGGUCAAGAACAACACAGCCUUACAGGAAGCUGGCGUCAAGGCAGACGUCCUGACCGGGGCUGGCAAUGGCAUCACCUACAUGACACAGAACGAGCAGGCCGACACGAUCCGCCAUUUCCGACAGGGCCUUCUCAACCUGCUCAUCUCCACCAGCGUGGCGGAGGAGGGCCUCGACAUUCCUGAAUGCAACCUGGUGGUGCGCUACGGCCUGCUUACAAAUGAGAUCGCCCAGCAGCAGGCCAGCGGACGUGCCAGAGCGCAGGACAGCAAGUAUUCAGUGGUCGCCGCAAAAGGCGGGCGGGAGGUGCGCAGAGAGCUCACCAACGAGUACCUGGAGGAGCUGACUGGGCAAGCCAUCGCUCAGGUCCAAGAUAUGAGCCCUCACGAGUUCCGCGGAAAGAUAACUGAGAUGCAGACAGAAGCUGUCAAUAAAAGUAGAAUCAAAGAGCGCAGUGAAAUGCAGAAGAGGAGUCUCUACACCGCUUCCAGUAUCCAGCUCCUGUGUCGAAACUGUUUCAAGCCUGUGGCCUCUGGCAGUGACAUUAAACUCAUCGAGAAUGUGCACCAUGUCAACGUCAAUCCGGACUUUAAGAAACACUACAAAGUGGGAGGGCAGUUGAUGCUACCAAAGAGUUUUGAGGACUGGGAGCCUGGGCGGAUUAUCAGCUGUAACAACGGCAACUGCAGCCAGCAAUGGGGAUUUGAGAUGAAGUACAGGGAUACUGCCCUGCUGCCCAAUCUGGCCAUUAAGCAUUUGUUCCUGCAGACGCCUGAUGGCAGGAUGACUAAGAAGAAGUGGAAGGAUGUGCCUUUCACUUCGGACAACUUCAACUUUGAAGAAUACUGCCAAGAAAACUUCCCUGACCUCUUCGACUGAGGAACCAACCACAGAGCUCUGUGUGUUUUAUUUCUCACUGUACGUCAGUUUUUAUCUUUAUUUUGAAUCCAGUCUGUGUGUGUUUGCAGGUCAAAACUCUUUUAUAGAAACCAAUACUGUGCAGUUUGAGAUUCUUCAUACAUGAACAAGACAAGCCACUCUAAAAUAUGCUCCACACGUGCCUGCACUUAUUUAUGCUGCGGGGCCAAUGAGGCAGCAGCAGUGUGCUAAAGCCCAUUACACAUCGAUCAUGCUUGAAAUUAGCAUGACAGCUUUGUUUACGCCCACGGCGCACUGUGGCUUUGCAUGGUUCUGUGUGUAUUUUCCGUGCUUCAACUCAAUCGCAAAAACAAAAGCACAACAUGAAGUCAACAGAAAGACGAGGCUUAACCAUCACCACGGCCUGACGUGUUGUCAUGAGGACGGUUAAUCACGAACGCUAUUUUAGCUUUUUAAAAAUGCUUUUAAAUGGAAAUCAUUUUUUUAUGCAGUACCAUGUGUUCUGUGGUGGGAUGAAACAAAGUAUAUUUACUUAUUUACUGUAUUUAAGUACGGUUUUCAUGUAUUGGUACUUAACUUGAGUUGAUUUAUCUUUGUCUACUUUACACUUUUACUCCUCCACAUAUAUCAGCAAUUAUUUUCUACUCUGUUUCAUUUUUACAAUGUAAUGUAAUGUUACAUGUAACAUGUUUUUUUUCUCAAUAUUUUCUAAAAGUUAUCAAAAUAACAAGAGGGGGAUUAAUGAUCUAAUCCUGCAUCACUGGUGCAGAAAAGAACACCUGAAAUGGAUUCAGAGGACGUCACUGCAGAGACUCAGCCAUAAGAAUGUAUUAGACCUUGGUAUCAGGAGGUAUCACUCUGUAAGCACUUUUACUUUCAAUACUUUGCAAGUAUAUUUCAAAGUAGAAUUUACUUAAUUUUACUCAGGUAGAACCCUUAAUGUGGUACUUUACUUUUACUUGUGUAAAUUUGUGUCCAUUUAUUUGUACUUUAACUUAAGUAAAAUGUUUGAGCACUUCCUCCACCACUGGUAAUAUGAUAUGAUAUCCAUAUGAAUGAUCUCAAAUAACAUAUGUAAUUAUUCCAAUGUUUUACAAAAGGGUUAUUUUUAGUAGUAUUAGCUCUAUUCGCCUGUUUACCUCUUGAUUUGAUGAACAGAUGAUUAAAUAUAAAUCAUUUGCCUCUAUGAGCCACUAGGUGUCAGUGUGGGUUAGCCAAAGGCCCACACAAUUUCACACACCACUGUCAUCUACCUUUGUAAUCUUCAAUAAACAGUGUGGGUAAAACCAGAA
Messenger RNA from Platichthys flesus (European flounder), 3456 nucleotides. RefSeq names its product DEXH (Asp-Glu-X-His) box polypeptide 58 (gene dhx58). Gene Ontology annotation, biological process: response to virus; positive regulation of interferon-beta production; innate immune response. The record is from RefSeq and is a predicted model, not a curated record. Bases 119 to 2164 code for a protein of 681 amino acids. NCBI's taxonomy places the organism in Eukaryota, Metazoa, Chordata, Actinopteri, Pleuronectiformes, Pleuronectidae. Gene Ontology annotation, cellular component: cytoplasm. Gene Ontology annotation, molecular function: double-stranded RNA binding; hydrolase activity; single-stranded RNA binding. The transcript has 12 exons.